Lymnaea stagnalis (great pond snail) is the source of this 4987-nucleotide messenger RNA. The record is from the annotation of a GenBank genome assembly. NCBI's taxonomy places the organism in Eukaryota, Metazoa, Mollusca, Gastropoda, Lymnaeidae.
GAAAAAUUGAGUGGCAGCCCUGGACACAAUCAAACUGACUGCCAUUACCCCAAUGGAGGCGAAUCAAGGCAUGGAGCCCAGCUUGAUUAUUUUUAUUGGUGGCGUUAUCAUUCUGUGCCUAGUUGCUCUCAUUUAUGUAAGUAAUAACAUAUAGAAUAUCAUAUGUAAGUAUCAGUAAGGAUAUGUAUUUGUCAGUAAGUCCCAAAGACUUCAUCAUACAGGUUAGUUAUUUUCGGUCUUCAGGUAAAUACAGCACUGAUCGAUGCCUGACAUUAUUUCGUCUGAUUGAGAAUACGGAUCUCCAUUGAUCGAUGACAUAAACAAGUCACUUACUUUGGGUUAAACAGUCUAUUCUUUUGACGACCUUAAAAUUCAAUAAUAAACGAUAACAAAAGACCUGCGUCUCUAUUAAGUUGAUUAGGGCUCUUUGAUACAUGCACAAUAAUAUAGUGUGUUUUUUUUUUUUAAAUAGUGUUCUUUCAGUCUGAAUAAAUUCAUUUCCAUUCAGUUCCCGGUAUCGUCCUCCAAUCCAUGUUUAUACAGUCUGGGCCAGCGUUCCGCAUCUGGUGGUCCGCGGACUGGCACCGAUCCGUGACCUUCGCGUUUCCGGUCCGCAAAACAUGAAUAUUUAUGAUCAAAUAAAGAGAAAACAUAAUUAAUAAAAAUUGGCGCCGGUCCCUGGUGCAAUUUCGAAACUUUUUCCACAGGUCAACCAAACUUAAAAGGUCUGGGAAAUGCUGGCAUGGACAACGGCAGCGACCAAUGAGACAAACGCUGAACCAACUACCUACUCGCUUUUCUCUUCCGAGAUCAUUUAUUUUUUCCUAUCCGGUCGUACCACCAAGACGUGAUUAAAUACGUAACAUUAGAUUUUAAACUAUUAUUAACAUUGUAUUUUAACGACAAUAAUUUAAACUGAUAAUUAUGAUGACGAUUGUGAAUUUCAAUUUGCAUUGUUCCGCAGCAGAACCAUGAGAAUACUUUGAAGAAAAAUAUAGUCCAGCCUGCAUUGUAAAUUUUAAGCCAUGUAUCAUGUGCAGUGGCGUAACCAUCGUUGAAACGGACGAUCGCCUCGGGUUGCACACUGGUUGGCGGGUGGGCACUACCAAAAUUAAAUGACAGCAUUGUGUGCAUAAAUGUGUUCGGGUGUGUGUGUGCAUGUGUGUGCGUGAAUGUGCGUGUGUAGGCGUCAGUGUAGGGAAUUCCCCACGGCGCCUUAUUUUGUCCUCCACUAAUUUGUUGCUUGAUGUGCUAUUCUUAUUUCGCCAACGUUCUUCCCUUAGAAAUGCUGUGAAUCACUACAUGGAUCACAACAUGGAUCACAAUAUGGUUCAAAACAUGGACCACAAUUUCAAACACCCUAUAGACAAAUGCCAACUUUUCAAAACGAAUCCACCAGAAGGUUUGAUAGGUCAUCUCCGUCCAUCGAUCUGCACGGCUACUCUGUAGCACGGGCUAAAGACGAAGUUGAUGAGUUUCUGCGUCGAUGCACAAUCAGUAGGUGAUCACAGUGCUAGCUUUGUAAUUCUUUUUUAAAUAAUUAGGGCAUGUGUAACCGAUAAGUAUUUUUUUUUUACCUGUAUUUUGUCAAUUUACUUAAAGCUUAUCUAUAAUCUGUACUAAUCUGAUACUUGUAGCUAUCUUGAAUUGUCUUUACGUUAAUUUUUUUCACAUAUGUUUGGCUGGCUCUAAUGUGUCAAAUUGAACUUGGUCCGAAUCGGGACAGAAAUGUACAUACUCAAAUAAAACUUAUUACUGAUUUUUUCGAUUUGAGAAAUAAUCAGUUUGUUCAAAACGAUCGACUGUAGUAUAUCUGAUUGGAACUUAUUUAAAUAGAUGCAAGAGUAUUUUCAACAACAAAACUGGAAUGGUUACCUUUCGAAAUAAAAUAAUAACAACUAAAUUUAAAAUCGAAUGUACAUUUUUAAAAUAUAUAUUUGACAAGAAUUUCACGUUAACACAUGAUUUAACUCAAAUUGUUUAUAGAUUACACACGUGGUGGACGGGAUGCUGACCGGUACGUCUACAUCGUCACCGGCAGGGGACUGCAUAGUCCCAGUGGCUACCCUGCCAUUAAGGAAGCUGUUCAAGACUAUUUGAAUGCUCGUAGCUACAGGUAACUAACUACACGGGCGUUUUUUUUUUUCAGAGGUUGAGCUUGGACUGGUCCACUUGACUUUAUACGGCCAAUUCGCCUCACCCCGAGUGUGGCGGGGGAUGUCAUGGUGCAAAGUCCUGCAAUCCUUGCGGCUGAAGAGGGCUUCAGGCACCAGCUACAAUCUAAAUGUGUGUGUGUAUAAAAAAAAAAAUCAACUAUCAACUUUGAAUGCCAGGAGCAUGAAACUGAAAAGUGGCAAGACGCUUCCAGAAGUCACGUAUCCGGACGUCAUUGAAUUCGAAAUUCUUCUUUCUUUCACCUUUAGCCAUUUUUUUAAUCAUCAACAACAUCCAUUAAAUACUUGAUUGUGGUUUUUGUUCUUCUUUUUGUGGUGAAUUUGAAGAAAAAUAAAGAUAACUUAUAUAAAAAGAUUUUAUAAAACAUCAUUUAAUCUACGUAUUUUUUGAUAGGCCUAGUUAACUGUAUCUUAUGGCGUGUCUACGUUAUUGAAGUACUGUCCUGCUGACGGAAGAAAAAUUUCAUUAAUAUACCUAAACAGGAUUUUUAUCUCCAUAUCUCAUUUUAGAUACGAAUGGAACAACGACGGUGAAGCGGAGGUAGACCUGAGAGGUUGGUAGUCCUCAUAGCAGCCAUGGAGUUAACCCUUUACUUCGGAUUUUAUGAUGUCAAAUAACAUUGUUUGUAAAUAGUUGAUUUAGUUGCGGCUUUUAUCCAUUCCCGCAAAACUGAUGACACUGAAAUCAUUUUAAGAAUGACUUAGAUGUUUCGUGUAUUAAUUUUAAAAAUUAUUUUAGCUUAAGGCAUUAGUUUGAGUAUACUGCAUUUUUUUUUAGAGCAUGUUGCGCUUUUUAACGAAUUGCUAACUUUAUCAACAUUUUCGUCAAUGUUAGAGUAGUUUGAUUUAUAAUAAAAAAAAAUAAAAAAUAAAAAAAAACUCUUAUUGAACCCUUAAGCCAUGGGCGCCCGCAGGUAGGGGCAAGGUGGGGCACUUGCCCUGACCUGGUUUGAUUGGAUAACAAAUUUUUAGACAAAAAUAGACAAAAAAUUUAUUAAAAGUAAAGAGAAAAUAAAGAGAAAGUAACUAAGCUGAUGUCCUGUCCGUUCGUUCACCAUACAAAUACGCUACAGUAAAUUAAAACUACAUUAAAACAUUACUAAAAAGUUUUUGCCCCCCCCCCCGAAAGUUAAUCGAUUUUUUUGCCCCCCCCCUAGAAAGUUUGCUGCGGGCGCCCAUGCCUUAAGCUAGCCUGGGUUUAGCGCACUGUCAUGGUAUUUAGGUAAUUUUGCAACUCAGUUCAGUGCAUUAAAUUGAUCAGAAAUCGUAUGAAUAUUGAAAGGAAACCGAAUCCUCAUUUCGCUCAUUAAAUCUGUAAAUUCCUGAUCUCACUUAUAAAACUCUCCCGAAUAUUUAAUUACGAAUUUAGUUAUCGCUUUAAUCUUGGCCUUAUGUUAUUUUUUACCAGGAGCUUAUUUGAAUUUAUUUUAUCUUAUCAGCAGCUGAUUGAACCUAUGCUAUUUUAUCAGCAGCUGAUUUGAAUUUAUUUUAUGAGCAGCUGAUUUGAACUUAUGUUAUUUAACCAGCAGCUGAUUUGAAUUUAUUUUAGUUUUCCAGCAGCUGAUUUGAACUUUUGUUAUUUUAUCAGCAGCUGUUUUGAACUUAUUGUUAUUGUUCUAACUGCUCCUUUUGUCAUUAGACAUUGGUCAUUGUCUAUGGUACAUUUCAAAUAAAAAUCCGAAAGUCAUGAUAUUAAAAAAAAAAAAAAUUAAGUUAAAAGUUAAAUCGUAGACCUGAGUGUUUUCAAUAAUAACUUUAGAAAUCGAAACCAACGAGUAUUCUAUUUAUUUCCUUUAGUCUCUAAUUGCAAACGAUUUUUAAAAAUAAAAAUUUAAAAAUCCUUUAUUUGUAUUACUUAUUUAUAAAAGCGGUCUAACGUUUUUGUAAAUUCGCCUCUACAAACAUAUUUGAAAUGAUAUAAAUUUUACGUUUUUUUGUUUGUUUUUGUUUUUUUACAUUUUUGUGUUGUAGACUAUUUGUAUUUGAUGGGUAGCUACAUCAAGUAUUUAACUUAAGUUUUCAAAGGUCGCUGUGAAAAGAUUUUUUCCCCUUUAUUUAUAUUUUAUUUCGAUUGCUCAUUUCGUAAUCAUUUUUUUUUUCAUUUCAACGAAAAUGUUCAUUAUGUCUCCAGUAAUGAAAUGUGUCAGAUGUUAAGUGUUAAAUGUAACAACACACGACCCUCUUGUAAGUCCGAGAAUUUUCUCUAGUAUUUUGUAAAAAUAGGAAAAGUUUGUUGUUGUUGUUGUUGUUAAUUCAAACACAGGAGAGGUUCUUUGACAUGAAAACUUUAUAGUAUGAUCUUAGUGCAUUUGUAUACUCUGUAUUUUUAAACAACAAAAAAAUAGCUAAUGGGAUAUUGAGAGCUAAUCCGAGCAAGGAUGUUUGUAAACAAAAAUUUAAAAAUUAAGCUUAUAAAUUUAGUGUCUUUCAAUAAUUGACAGACACGAUAUUAGCAUUAGAGCAUUAUGGCCAUCGAGUUAGUGUACUGCUUAAAAGUCAACAAAUUAUUAUUACUAACAAUGUUAACCACGAAAGAAUCCAUUUUGCAAGCACAGAAAGAGAUUUUUUUUAUUUGUGACAAUAAUUUUUUUUAGAAAUAAAUAAUUUGUUUUUAAAUUUUUAUUUUAUAUUAUUAUUAUUUUAGGGCGCAAAGUAAACAUAACAUUGGAUGCUGUGUAACAACAAUUUAGGGAAAUGUUUCUCAAUUUAUCUUCGAUGUACAUACUUUUUAUUAAACAAUUUAAAAAAAAUAUAUAGGCCUAUAUUAUGAUUUAAAAUCGCUAAUUUUAGAAGUGUUCUUUUCUUCAUCACGG